Molecule: messenger RNA, 567 nt
Organism: Rotaria sp. Silwood1
Lineage: Eukaryota; Metazoa; Rotifera; Eurotatoria; Philodinida; Philodinidae
Source: the annotation of a GenBank genome assembly
AUGCAGACAUCUACACUUUUAAAAUCAUCGGCUCUGGAUCGAUCUUUACAAAAAACAAGAGGAGAUGUCAAUUUGAGUACAUUUGCUUUAGUAUUUUCUGAAAUGGUCCAAUAUUCACAAAAUCGUGUUGAUAAUAUAUAUGAUCUUCAAACUAAACUAGCUGAUUUGGGCAAUCAUGUUGGUAUUCGAAUACUUGAUUUAUUUUUUUUACGUGUUGGAAAAGAUAAACGUGAAGUACGUCUUACUUCAAUGCUUGUAUUUAUUCAAAAAUCAUUUUGGAAAUUUUUAUUCAAUCGUGAAGCUGAUCAUCUUGAACAACAUGCACAAGAACCUAAUGUUUAUUAUAUAAUUGAACGUGAAUGUCUUAUUAAUAAAUUUAUUUCUGUUCCUAAGGAUAAAGGCUCUUUAAACUGUGCUUCAUUUGUCGCUGGUAUCGUUGAAGGUGUUUUAUGUAAUAGUGGUUUUAAAUGUAAAGUACUUACACAUCAAGGACCUCGUGGUACAACUUAUGUAAUUACUUUUGCACAAUCAAUAAUGGAACGUGAAAGUCGAUUAGAUGCUAAAUGA